Messenger RNA from Lepidothrix coronata (blue-crowned manakin), 8156 nucleotides. It is a transcript of the gene ZMIZ1, whose product is annotated as zinc finger MIZ-type containing 1. The coding region runs from base 714 to 3644 and encodes 976 amino acids. NCBI's taxonomy places the organism in Eukaryota, Metazoa, Chordata, Aves, Passeriformes, Pipridae. Gene Ontology annotation, molecular function: SUMO ligase activity; zinc ion binding. The record is from RefSeq and is a predicted model, not a curated record. The transcript has 22 exons. Gene Ontology annotation, biological process: regulation of transcription by RNA polymerase II; protein sumoylation.
GUGUGUGUGUGUGAUGCGGGGGGAGAGGGAAAGGGAGAGGGCGAAGGGAAGAACAUCCCUGUAGGAGGCAGCUCCCUUUCAGAUAGGAAUCUGGGACAGAUUUUGCCAGCAGCCACAAAGCAUGGCCCUUUGGUAAUAGAAUAGCCAAUGUAAUUUGACACUUCAACUUGCUGUGCUCUCUGCUAGUUGAUUCACUUACUCACCCACUAACAUUGAGCUCCUUUUCACUGUCUGUGGGCAAGGGGAAAAAAAAAGGGGGGGGGAAGGAAGAAAAAAGAAAGCGGGGGGAGAAGGAAGAAAGGAAGGGAAUAAACAAAAUUAUAUAUUUAAAAAUACCCAAGUAGAGCUGCAAAUCAGUUGGGGAGAGAGGAUUUUGCCUGCCUUCUUCCUUAUUAUUUUGCUGCUGCAAGGCUGCUUUGCAAUCCGUAGGAAAUACUGUUGUGCUGAGGAAGAAAACAACUCCCUCUUCUUUUUUUUUUUUCCUUUUUUUUUUUCUUCCCCCUCUUCCCUCCCCUCCUUUCUUCUUGCCUGAAUUAGAAGCUCCAGGAAUGUGCUAAUUGGCGGCGGCCUCUUCAGAAAGGAAAAUGGAUCUUGUUAUGUGAGGGCGUUGAGGAAACAGUCCCCAGCUACCGAGAGGAAGAAAGGCCAGUAGGAAAUAUUCAGAUCGAGGGAUUUUAAUGGCUUUCAGGUAGAAGAAAGUGGAGACAAUCAAAAUGAAUUCUAUGGACAGGCACAUACAGCAGACCAAUGACCGGCUGCAGUGCAUAAAACAGCACUUACAGAACCCGGCAAACUUCCAUAAUGCAGCAACAGAGCUCCUGGACUGGUGCGGAGACCCCAGAGCCUUCCAGAGGCCGUUUGAGCAGAGCCUGAUGGGUUGUUUGACGGUGGUUAGUCGAGUGGCAGCUCAGCAAGGAUUUGACUUGGACCUUGGAUACAGGCUACUGGCAGUAUGUGCAGCCAACAGGGACAAAUUCACUCCAAAAUCAGCUGCACUGCUUUCAUCCUGGUGUGAGGAGCUGGGACGGCUCUUGCUGCUUCGCCACCAGAAAAGCCGGCAGAACGAUCCUCCAGGGAAGCUACCCAUGCAACCCCCCAUGAACUCUAUGAGCUCCAUGAAACCCACCCUCUCUCAUAGUGAUGGGUCUUUCCCUUAUGAUUCUGUCCCCUGGCAACAAAAUACCAACCAGCCUCCAGGCUCUUUAUCAGUGGUCACCACAGUAUGGGGUGUGACUAACACCUCUCAAAGCCAGGUGCUGGGAAAUCCAAUGGCAAAUGCUAACAACCCUAUGAACCCAGCAGGAAAUCCCAUGGCUUCUGGGAUGACAACCAGCAACCCUGGAAUCAACUCCCCUCAGUUUGCUGGACAACAGCAACAGUUUUCAGCCAAGGCAGGCUCCACUCAGCCAUACAUACAGCAGGGCAUGUAUGGGCGACCCAAUUAUCCUGGGAGUGGAGGCUUUGGUGGCAGUUACCCUGGAGGCCCAAAUACCCCUGCAGGAAUGGGGAUCCCCCCCCACACGAGGCCACCAGCUGAUUUCACCCAGCCAGCUGCAGCUGCUGCCGCUGCUGCAGUUGCAGCUGCAGCUGCUACAGCAACAGCUACAGCUACGGCCACUGUGGCAGCCCUUCAGGAAACACAGAAUAAGGACAUGAACCAGUAUGGACCGAUGGGUCCAACUCAGGCUUACAACAACCAGUUUAUGAACCAGCCUGGUCCUCGUGGUCCUGCUUCUAUGCCAGGCAACAUGAACCCAGCAAGCAUGGGAGCUGGAAUGACACCUUCCAGCAUGAGCGGGCCACCCAUGGGCAUGAACCAGCCUCGGCCUCCUGGAAUGAGUCCCUUCAGCACCCAUGGGCAGAGGAUGCCUCAGCAAGCCUACCCAGGCCCUCGCCCCCAGUCUUUGCCUAUACAGGGCAUAAAGAGACCCUACCCAGGAGAGCCAUCAAGGCCUGUACCUGUGGCAAAUUACCCUCAUUCACCUGUUCCAGGAAACCCCACACCACCUAUGACACCAGGGAGCAAUAUUCCUCCAUACCUGUCACCUAACCAGGAUGUCAAACCGCCAUUCCCACCUGAUAUUAAACCAAAUAUCAAUGCUUUACCACCGCCUCCAACCAACCACAACGAUGAACUGCGUCUGACGUUUCCCGUGAGAGAUGGGGUUGUCCUGGAGCCCUUCCGGCUGGAACACAACCUGGCAGUCAGUAACCAUGUCUUUCACUUACGGCCAACUGUCCAUCAGACACUGAUGUGGAGGUCUGACUUGGAGUUGCAGUUCAAGUGCUAUCACCAUGAAGACAGACAAAUGAACACAAACUGGCCAGCUUCAGUCCAGGUCAGCGUUAAUGCAACCCCACUUACCAUCGAACGUGGUGACAACAAGACAUCUCAUAAACCUCUGCACCUAAAGCACGUCUGCCAGCCAGGAAGAAACACGAUUCAAAUUACAGUCACAGCAUGUUGUUGCUCACACUUGUUCGUGUUGCAGUUGGUACACCGGCCAUCAGUUCGCUCUGUACUUCAAGGUCUACUAAAGAAACGCCUCCUCCCAGCAGAACAUUGUAUCACCAAGAUAAAGAGGAACUUCAGUAGCGUGGCAGCUUCCUCUGGCAACGCAACACUAAAUGGGGAAGAUGGAGUAGAGCAAACUGCUAUUAAAGUGUCUCUGAAGUGUCCGAUCACAUUCCGGCGGAUUCAGCUCCCAGCAAGGGGUCACGAUUGCAAGCAUGUACAAUGCUUUGAUCUGGAAUCUUACUUGCAACUGAACUGUGAAAGAGGAACUUGGAGGUGUCCAGUAUGCAAUAAAACUGCUCUUCUGGAGGGCUUGGAGGUUGACCAGUAUAUGUGGGGUAUUCUGAACGCUAUACAAAACUCCGAGUUUGAAGAAGUUACCAUUGAUCCAACUUGCAGUUGGAGGCCGGUCCCUAUAAAGUCAGAUAUUCACAUCAAAGAUGACCCAGAUGGCAUUCCCUCAAAAAGAUUUAAGACCAUGAGUCCAAGCCAGAUGAUCAUGCCAAAUGUAAUGGAGAUGAUUGCAGCUUUGGGUCCUGGCCCAUCACCUUACCCAUCCUUACCCCCUCCUCCAGGAGGCAACAACUCCACUGAAUAUGGUAACCAAGGCAACAGUUACCAAGGUCAUGGCAAUUUUGACUUCCCACACGGGAAUCCUGGUGGCACAUCUAUGAAUGACUUCAUGCAUGGGCCACAGCUGUCGCAUCCCCCUGACAUGCCAAGCAGCAUGGCAGCUCUCGACAAGCCUCUCAGUCACCCCAUGCAGGAAUCUAUCCCUCAUCCCGGCAGCACUGAUCAGUCCCAUACUUCCAUGCAGCAAGGUUUGCACGUCCCUCACCCCAGCAGCCAGUCAGGGCAGCCAUUACAUCACAGCGGGCCUCCUACCCAGCAGUCCCGGCAGCCACCCCCGGCCGCUUCUAGCAACCAUCCACACAGUGACCUGACCUUUAAUCCCUCCUCAGCCUUAGAGGGUCAGGCUGGUGGACAGGGAGCACCCGACAUGCCGGAGCCCUCGCUGGAUCUGCUUCCAGAACUCACAAAUCCAGAUGAGCUGCUUUCAUACCUGGAUCCUCCUGAUUUGCCAAGCAAUAGCAAUGAUGACCUUCUGUCUCUCUUUGAGAACAACUGAAACCAUAUGUAUUCUCCCAUCCCUUUCACUUGUUCACACGUGUGUGGCUGCACAGCAAGGAAUCUUAACACUCCUUUUCCACAAGAGAAGAAAAAAAAAAACUCACAACUUGAUCCAAUGGUGCACUCCCUGCUUUCUUCAUCUCAGAACUGCUUUUGUUAGCUUCAAAGACUGCGAAAGUGACGGGAGAAAAUAAUACAAAAAUUAAAUAAAUGCAGUAAUCUCCGAGUCUGCCAUGCUACAUGUGACAAAGAAGCAUAGACAGUUGUGCAGCUAUUGGAAACCCCAUUUGGUGUUCAUCCUUGAGAGAGAGAGUUAUGUGAUAAACAUAGUGUGAAGUAUCUUGGCAAAACCGAAUCUUGGCAAGGGAAGAAAAGGCAACAAAAUGGAACUGUCUUUAAUUGACCAGUCUCAGAGUGUCCUUACAAUGCUUUGUUCUUCCAUUUUUUUGAAACUGUAUCUCCUUCUACCCCACCUCUCCUCUGCCCCCCUCCAGCCACAGGUUUGCGUUGGAGUGAUUGUCCUGGCCACACACAAAAAGAAAAAAAAACACAUGUAAAGCUCAAAAAAGCACAAAUCCUACAGUCAAGUGGCAAAGAUAGGGAAGACAUACAGGCCUGUUAGAGGGAGCCAGCAGUUUAGUUAAUGCAACUUCAGUAGCAGAGCCCUGAGCAUCUCCAGGCUGCAACUGUGGGUGUGGGUAUUUCUGCAAGCACAGGGAUCUUAACCAUCUCUUUGCAGAGGAUUCCUCUGGCCAAGCACACAGAUUGGAAACACCCAGGAAAAAUUAAAAAAAAAAAAAGAGUUUGCAAUGUGUAGGGAUUUUUUUGUGGUUUUGAUUUCAAAUCAGUACCGUUUCUGGCUGCAUUAACAUCCAGCUGUAGAGAUUGCUGUAACAGAUCUUUUUGCCAUGUAUGCCAUCUGUAAUGGAAAAGAGAGGGAGGGGGGAUGCAAACCAAACUGUUCCUGAUUAUUACCUACAGCCUUCAGUGCCCCGAGAGUUUGUGUCACUGUCUGUACUGCACAAUGCAUAGUAAGACAAGCUGGGUUGAAGGCAGCGAGGAAAUCAUUGCAGGAUGGAGGGAGAGUAAUAUCACUAUCUGCAUAAUUAUUUUUAAUAAUCAGCUUGAGAAGGGGCAUUGACAUUGGACAGACAUUUUGCAGCUUCAUUUUUGUUUUGCUUUGUGUUCUGUUUUCGUGACUGUUACAGAUACUUCAGCAUUUUCCUUUUCUCCUCCUUCAGUUUCUUUUUUUAAACUUUGGCUGCUGGAAUGAGCUCUUUCUCCUGAAGGACCGGGAGUGGGGAGAAUAAGUAACUGUCAGUAGGUUGCUACUGCCCUCAAGAGACCCUGCUGCCACAAUCACUGUCUUGCCCCCGUGAUCUGUGCUUCUCGUGUGGUUGCUGCUCCUGCAUGAGCUUCAUAUUGCUUCUGUGCCCAUUUCUGUGCUCUUUGUCUCUCUCUCUCUUUCUCUCUCUUAUAAAUGAUGUACAGUAGCUGUGUAAGAAGUGCAUGUGUGCCAACUUUGCCCUCGUGGUGCAACAUUUCAGCUUUUGCCCACUGUACAGUUAUUGGUUUUGUUUCUUUUUGUUACUAAAGCAAAUUUGACCCUACUCCUUUUCCUCUUCCCAAAUCCAAUCAAACACCUUUCGUUUGCUCGCCACAAUACGUUUUAAACUGAAGUGCCAGGCAAAAUUUUGUUUGUUCCUGUCAGUUUGACUAGAUAGCUUCCUAGCCCUCUCUGUGUUUAGUUUGCAACGCUGUAAAUGGCAUGCUCUGUGCUUACGACUCUGGAUUUGCUUUCCUCACCAAAGUCACAUUUGUAAAUUCUUUGUGGUUUUUGUUUUAUUUUGCUCUUUUUGUUAACGUCUCCCACUACUGCUGUACAUGCGUCGUGAUAUAUAUAUGCUAGUCAGCAGCACCUUGCUGUAGAUAUUAAAGGAAAUGGCGGUUUAGUUCUUUUAUUUUCCAGUAGGAGUAUUGAAUCUGUCAAACGUAUUAUGUAGAGAUGGUCCCACACUUAUAUUUUUCCUCUUUCAAGUUUUUUUAAGAAAAGCGCUGUUCAUUAUGCAAAAUCAAUUAUUUUAAGAAUUGCUAUUGUAAAUAUCUUUGUGAAUAUUUUAGUAUCGUCUUUGAUAAUAUUCAACAUUUUCAUGAUCUGGUUAUACUUUUGCUGGUGUUUUUAAAUACCUUGUCUGAAGAAAAAUAUGGGUCCUUUUUUAAAAAAGAAAAUUGAGGGUUCUUUAACAGAAUAAGGGAGUUGGGUUUUUGUUUGGUUUUUUUUGCCCCCCUUGUUUUCUUUUGAUAAGUUAGCCCAAAUUUCAUAUCCAUUUAUGUGUGAACAAAUUGAUACAUCAGGCAGUACCUGGAUAGUCAGGGCCCAGCUCUGUCGUGGAAACAUAAUAAUAAGUGAUUGCCCUGGGAAAAAGAAAGCCCAACUAACUGACCGAUGUUCAUUGGCUGUGGGUGAUCAUGAGCUGGUAAUGGCAGAGGUUUUGUUUGUUUGCCCAAGUGAGCAAAACACCUUGGACCAGCUGUCUGACCAGGUAAAGAUGCACUAAGGCAAGCAGCACAUCUGUAAGGUACCAUAUUUAUGUCACUGUACUGGUUCUUUGGUCUCUGAAACUGGGGCACAGUAACACUUUGGGAUGUUGGUGGGUGGGGGAGGGAAACAGUAUAGUAUAUUUUAUUCUGCUUAGAAGUGUCUUUUUUCUUAUGUAGGCUUGACAACCUGUAGAGGAUCUCUGCAGAAUAUUAAAGAUACCUUGGUGUAAUACAUGGUAAUAUGGUUGUGGUGUGGUCCUGCUAUCACACAAUUCCUAAGAAAGAUCGUUCUUCAGUUGCGGAUACAGAUGUGUUUUGUAGCCAUUUUACUGUAGUAGUUUCCCCCCGUUUUUUCCUGCAUUUUUUAUAUAGGUAUUGAGGUCAUUUGCAGGGGUGGCUAAUGAUAAACUGACUUUGUGCCCUUAGAGUUCGGGUUUUUUUGUUUGGGGGGUAAGUUUCUUAAGCCAUAGGUUUGGGAAUAAAGAAGAUUUCUCACUAUUAGUUGGAACUGGCUGCUCAGAUUUUUUUAAUUGAUUCUAUUUAAUGUUCCAUUCUCCACUGAUUCCUGAGCAGCUAAGUUAGUCACCUGAAAUGAAUUUUCUCUUAAACACAACAUUAGUAUUUUAAACCAGGUAUGUUAAGGAUUGAUCUUUUGCUAACUGGUAGUAUUUAAAAUGUAUCAUUUAAAAGUACCUGUUGGAAAGCGUAAAGGGAAAAAAAAACCCAUAGAUAUUAGCAAUAUGUUUGGAGCAGCGUUGGCAUCUGCUUUGUACAGUAAUAGAUAAUUAAAGCGGACAGUUGACAUUUUUAACUUACAGAAACGUUUGGUUUCUAAGCAGAACUUAAGAGAGAAAAUACAAUUUUUACCCAUCACCCAAAUGUUGGACAUUUGAGACAGUUUUAAAACUUGUCUGUCAGCUAAAAUCAGGUACUGUAUAGUCAGUAUGAAAAAGCUUCUAAAUGAAAAUUUAGUUAUUUUUUUAUCUGUUCACUGCCAUGUUAAAGUUUAGAGAAAAAAACCUAGCAAAUAGGAUAAUCACAGUCAUUUCUUUUAAAGCUUAAUUAUUAUAUGAGAUUCCAGUAGUAUUUUUAUUCUUCUUUUUUUGUUUGUUUACUUUUUAAUCGUUUCCCUAUGGAAGUUCAUCUGGGAAAGAACCCACAGAGAUCUACAGUUCUGCUGCCAAGACAUUACUAAUAGGACUGACAGAUACACGCCAGUGUCUGCAGCGGAGACUCAAGGGACAGCUGUACAUAUGUAAAUGACAAAUAGAGACAUGUUAACAGAAAUGCAUUCAUUUUCCUUGGAAUGUGCAUUGUUUUUAUUUCGCAGGAAAAUAAAAAGCUUGAAGCUCCAUCUUAUGUGGAAAAUGAAUCCUGUUUGUUAGCGUUUGUGGAGUCUCAGCAUUUGUUUCACUUUCACUUCUGUAAUAUACUCUGAUCCUUUGUUUUGUUUUGUUUUAUCUACAUGUAAUAUUUAGCUUACGUGUACUAGUCUAUCACCUGUGUAUUUUUAGGGUGCUACAGAAAUAAUGAAGAAAAAUACGGGGAUUAAAAAAAAAAUUGUAACCAAAUUCAUACUUUGUACAAUUUUUGAUAUCACGAUCAGAGGGAGAAUUAAAAAAAAAAAAAGUACAAUCUGAGGUAACAUGCAAAAAUGGCCAUUGUCUUUGUUUGUACAUUGUAUGUACAGUACAAUGCAAUCAUUUCAUACUUUAAACUGGUCAGAAAAAAUAAUUGUGAUUUUUAGUCUUGCAAAACUGUAUGUAGUUAGAUGAUGUGACAACCUAAUAUUUAUCUAAUAAAUAUGUAUUCAGAUGAAACCUGUAUAUUAGGUGUUCAUGUGGUUAUUUUGUAUUUAAAGAUCAAAUUAUUUGACUAUUGCUAGACAUUUAUAUACUCUGUUGUAACACUGAAGUAUUCUCAUUUGCUCAUGUUAAAUUUUUUUUCCUAAAUAAAUUUGCAAAAUUAA